Diachasma alloeum is the source of this 852-nucleotide messenger RNA. RefSeq names its product fibronectin-binding protein A-like. Bases 1 to 852 code for a protein of 283 amino acids. NCBI's taxonomy places the organism in Eukaryota, Metazoa, Arthropoda, Insecta, Hymenoptera, Braconidae. The transcript is spliced from 2 exons. The record is from RefSeq and is a predicted model, not a curated record.
AUGGCGUUUGAGAGGAGGGGUAAUACCAACGUCUCCAUCGGUAGGCUAUUUGUACCUGGUGUGGUGGAUUUUUCUGCAACUUCAUCUGAGGCCGGAGAUCCUGAGGGCACCUCCGAAGUAGAGACAUCAGAUGGGGAGGCAUCGGACCAGAAGGAGACAUCAGAUGGGGACUUACCUGUGAAUGUUUCAUCUGGAAGUUCUACUCCAUUGCUUUUGGACACAUCACAAUCAACAAUUGUUCCAGACUCAACAACUGAUGUGUCAAUCGAAAAGCCUGUGGUUAUUGACAUGCCAUCUGACAAUAUUAAUUCUGUCGAGGAGAAAGUUGACAAUAUUCCCGACUCACCAGAGCCAGCAGAGGAGGAUGUUAUCAACAUUCCCGACUCACCGGAGAGUCCCAAGCCAGCAGAGGAGGAUAUUAUCAGCAUUCCCGACUCACCAGAGAGUCCCGAGCCAGCAGAGAAGAGUAUUUUGAAUGUUCUCGAUUCACCAGAGAGCCCCGCACCAACAGAGAAGGGUAUUUUGAAUAUUCCCGACUCACUGGGGAGUCCCGAACCAGCAGAGAAGGGGAUUUUGAAUAUUCCCGACUCACCGGAGAGUCCCGAACCAGCAGAGAAGGGUAUUUUAAAUAUUCCCGACUCACCGAAGAGUCCGGAGGAGGAUAUUCUGAUCAUUGAUGAGUCAUCAGAGAGUCCAAAGCCAGCUGAAGACUAUUUUACGGUGCCCGAGACAUCGGUGAUCAUCUCAGAAAAACAUCAACCUAUGGACGUAGAUUCAUCGGAGGUGUUGGUAUCAGAUACCAGAAGUGAUGAGUCAGCAUCAUACAGUCCAGCACGAUCAUCAGAUGACUAG